Molecule: messenger RNA, 399 nt
Organism: Drosophila mojavensis
Lineage: Eukaryota; Metazoa; Arthropoda; Insecta; Diptera; Drosophilidae
Product: protein FAM98B-like
Exons: 1
Coding region: 1-399 (132 amino acids)
Source: RefSeq, a predicted model, not a curated record
AUGCUGGAGCUGUCGUCUGCACGAGGAGGAGGAGGAGGAGGAGGCCAUGGCGGCGGCGGCCAUGGUGGAGGAGGUCAUGGUGGAGGAGGUCGCGGAGGCGGCCGUGGUGGCGGUCGAGGAGGUUUCGGGAGACCUGGUGGCUUUGGUGGAGGAAGACCUGGCUUCGAUGGCGGACGACCUGGUGGCUUUGGCGGUAGAAGACCUGGCUUUGGAGGACCAAUUAGAGGUGGCUACGGCCGACCAUUUGGCGGCUAUGGCGGCUAUCGAGGAUAUAGACCCUAUGGUUAUGGUGGCAUAGGACUUGGCGUGCUGCCGCUGCCUGUGCCUGUACCUGUGUCCUAUCCAUGUCGUCGCCCAUAUCCCUACGACUACUACGACGAUGACUACUAUUAUUGCUAG